Molecule: messenger RNA, 558 nt
Organism: Talaromyces stipitatus ATCC 10500
Lineage: Eukaryota; Fungi; Ascomycota; Eurotiomycetes; Eurotiales; Trichocomaceae
Exons: 2
Coding region: 1-558 (185 amino acids)
Source: RefSeq, a predicted model, not a curated record
AUGAACGAAGACGGUGAACUUCUGGGACGAUUUUGCGAGACACCAACGACAUAUACCGAUCCUCCCGAUGAACUGGCCGUGAGCGUCUUGGAGGAGCAGAACGUCAACGAAGACGAUAAUCACUCACCCAACAAGGAAGAGACCUCGCUGUCAGAAAACCUAAUCAAAGAGACGCAUCUCCUGAAUGGUCAUGACGAAUCCUCCCCAAUUCACGAUGGCCUCACCCCACGCAUUGUGGUAACGGGAACACGGGCGAGCGAAGCGAUUCACCCGCGCCAACCACCUCUCUAUACAGAAGGGGAUGAUGAGAACAUCGAUGAGGCCGAGGUGCCUGGUGGGGAGACGGCCAUCAAUAAACCUUAUCUCCAGAAUCCAAUUGUGUCACAUUGCGGUGAAGGCAGGGAUAGGCGAUUUUUGGUAUGGCAAUCCGAGGAAGAAUUGAGACUUCAGAAGAGCGAAUGGCUCACGCUUUACUGGGAACAGCAAGAUGUACUGGAAAAGGCAUCUAAACUCCCAGCAAGCAGAACAAAUUUUCCAAAACGGAAAAGAAACCUAUGA